Messenger RNA from Egretta garzetta (little egret), 4354 nucleotides. It is a transcript of the gene PAN2, whose product is annotated as poly(A) specific ribonuclease subunit PAN2. The record is from RefSeq and is a predicted model, not a curated record. Gene Ontology annotation, cellular component: P-body; PAN complex. The coding region runs from base 232 to 4257 and encodes 1341 amino acids. NCBI's taxonomy places the organism in Eukaryota, Metazoa, Chordata, Aves, Pelecaniformes, Ardeidae. Gene Ontology annotation, molecular function: poly(A)-specific ribonuclease activity; nucleic acid binding; protein binding. Gene Ontology annotation, biological process: mRNA processing; nuclear-transcribed mRNA poly(A) tail shortening. The transcript is spliced from 26 exons.
UGUGUCCCGGGGAAGGGACUUUACAGGCCCCGCUGCCUGCGUGGGCUCGGUGCUGCCGGUGUCCCCGGCAGGAGCGCCGCACCUUACACUCACUGGAGAUUCCAGCCGCCUUUUCCAUCCUCGGAGUCACCGGGCCUCUGCUGCCGAUUCUAAGAAUCGGGAGGGCCGUGGUGUUUCGGACUGACCAACUUAGUUCCUUUUCUGUUUCAAAGGGAGACGCUGGUUUUCACCAUGAAUUUUGAAGGUCUCGACCCCUCCCUUGCCGAGUAUGCUCCCCCCCUCCACCCCGCACUGGACCCCGUCCUGGACCCCCACCUCAACCCCAGCUUGCUGCAGAACGUGGAGCUGGAUCCCGAGGGCGUGCCGUUGGAGGGUAUCGCGGUGCCGGAGUCGGUGCACCUCAUGGAGGGCAUGUACAGCGAGCUGCACACUGCCGUCUCCGAAGUGGGGGUGCCCGUCUCUGUCUCCCAUUUCGACCUGCACGAAGAGAUGCUGUGGGUUGGGAACCACGGGGGCCAUGCCACCUCUUUCUUCGGCCCGACGCUGGAGCGAUACUCCUCCUUCCAAGUGAACAGCAGCGAUGACAUCCGCCAGAUCCAGAGCCUGGAGAACGGUGUCCUUUUCCUGACCAAAACCAACCUGAAGUACAUGUCACGGGGAGGCCUCAUCAUUUUUGACUACCUCAUGGACGAGUCCGAGGACAUGCACAGCCUCCUGCUGACCGACAGCAGCACGCUGCUCGUUGGCGGGCUGCAGAACCACGUCAUUGAGAUAGACCUCAACACCGUCCAGGAGACGCAGAAGUACACCGUGGAGGUUCCCGGCAUCACCAUCAUGAGGCAAUCAAACCGCUUCUUCUUCUGUGGGCACACCUCGGGGAAGGUCUCCUUGCGGGAUCUGCGCACAUUUGUGGUGGAACACGAAUUCGACGCGUACUCGGGCAGCUUGUCUGAUUUUGAUGUCCAUGGGAACCUGCUGGUGACCUGCGGCUUCUCCAGCCGAAUGAACGGCCUCGCCUGCGACCGCUUCCUGAAGGUGUAUGACCUGCGCAUGAUGCGGGCCACCACCCCGCUGCAGGUCCACAUCGACCCCUUCUUCCUCCGCUUCAUCCCCACCUACACCUCCCGCCUGGCCAUCAUCUCCCAGACAGGGCAGUGCCAGUUCUGUGAGCCCACCGGCCUCGCCAACCCCGCUGACAUCUUCCACGUGAACACCGUUGGGCCCCUGAUCAUGACCUUCGACGUCUCGGCCAGCAAGCAGGCCCUGGCCUUUGGUGACUCAGAGGGGUGCGUCCACCUCUGGGCCGACUCCCCGGAGGUGACCUUCAAUGCCUACUCCCGGGAGACCGACUUUGCCUUGCCCUGCAUCGUGGACACGCUGCCCCACUUGGACUGGAACCAGGACCUCGUGCCGCUCUCGCUCAUCCCCGUGCCGCUGACCAGCGACACCCUGCUCUCUGACUGGCCCGCUGCCAACUCUGCCCCGGCACCCCGGCGAGCCCCUCCAGUAGACCCCGAAAUUUUGCGCACCAUGAAGAAAGUGGGGUUCAUCGGCUAUGCCCCAAACCCAAGGACCAAGCUCCGCAACCAGAUUCCUUAUCGGUUAAAAGAGACAGACAAUGAGUUCGACAGCUUCAGCCAAGUCCCCGAGUCCCCGAUUGGGCGGGAAGAGGAGCCGCACCUCUACAUGGUGGCCAAGAAGUACAGGAAGGUCACGAUCAAAUACUCCAAGCUGGGGCUGGAAGACUUUGACUUCAAGCAUUACAACAAGACGCUGUUUGCGGGCCUGGAGCCCCAUAUCCCCAACGCCUACUGCAACUGCAUGAUCCAGGUGCUGUAUUUCUUGGAGCCAGUCCGCUGCCUGGUCCAGAACCACCUGUGCCAGAAGGAGUUCUGCCUGGGCUGCGAGCUGGGCUUGCUCUUCCAUAUGCUGGACCUGUCCCGAGGAGACCCCUGCCAGGGAAGCAACUUUUUGCGGGCUUUCCGCACAAUCCCAGAGGCUUCGGCGCUGGGGCUGAUCCUGGCUGACUCGGACGAAGCCACAGGGAAGGUGAACCUGGGGCGGCUGAUUCAGAGCUGGAACCGUUUCAUCCUUACUCAGCUGCACCAGGAAACCCAGGAGCAGGAGGGACCACAGGCAUAUCGGGGGGCUGGCAGCAGCUUUGGUUCCUCGGGGGACUCGGUUAUUGGGCAGCUGUUCAGCUGCGAGAUGGAGAACUGCAGCAUGUGUCGCUGCGGCAAGGAGACCGUCCGCGUGUCCUCCACGCUGCUCUUCACCCUCUCCUACCCUGAGAGCACUGAAAAGCCGGUCAAAGAUUAUGAGUUUGCCCAAAUUUUAAAGCGGAGCAUCUGCUUGGAGCAGAACACACAAGCCUGGUGCGAGAACUGUGAGAAGUACCAGCCCACGGUCCAGACCCGGAACAUCCGCUGCCUGCCGGACGUCCUGGUCAUUAACUGUGAGGUGAACAGCUCCAAGGAGGCAGAUUUCUGGAAGACACAGGCUGAGUAUGCCUUUCAGAGAGCCGUGAUGAAGAGAGGAGGCUUUGAGAUCACCAAAGGCAAAGAAAUCUCUCUGGGAGAGUGGAAGGAGCUGGGGAACCCCGACACGGGGCAUUCGUAUCCUUCUGUGGAGGAACUGAAGAACAUUUGGAUCCCCCACGCCAUCAAGAUGCGGCUGACCAAGAGCAAGGAGCUAGAUGUCUGCAACUGGAGUGAGAACGAUGAGUUGAGCCCCACGGAUGACCCCGACUCGGUCUAUGUCUACGACCUAAUGGCCACUGUCGUCCACAUCCUGGAUUCCCGCACAGGAGGCAGCCUGGUGGGGCACAUCAAAGUGGGAGAGACCUACCACCAAAGGAAGGAGGGAGUCACGCACCAGCAGUGGUACCUCUUCAACGACUUCCUCAUCGAGCCUGUGGAUAAGUGCGAGGCGGUACAGUUCGACAUGAGCUGGAAGGUGCCGGCUAUCCUCUACUACGCCCGGAGGAACCUCAACGCCAAAUACAACCUCGUCAUCAAGAACCCCAUCGAAGCCAGUGUGCUGCUGGCAGAGGCUUCCCUGGCUCGCAAGCAGCGCAAGUGCCAUGCCACCUUCAUCCCCCUCAUGUUGAGCGAGAUGCCGCAGGCGGGUGACCUGGUGGGGCUGGAUGCUGAGUUUGUCACGCUGAAUGAGGAGGAGGCUGAGCUGCGCAGCGACGGUACCAAAUCCACCAUCAAGCCCAGCCAGAUGUCAGUGGCCAGGAUCACGUGCGUGCGCGGGCAGGGCCCUAAUGAGGGUGUCCCCUUCAUUGAUGACUACAUCUCCACCCAGGAGCAGGUGGUGGAUUACCUGACCCAGUACUCGGGGAUCAAACCGGGAGACCUGGAUGCCAAGAUCUCCUCCAAGCACCUCACCACUCUCAAAUCCACCUACCUGAAGCUGCGCUUCCUCAUUGACGUGGGAGUCAAGUUCGUGGGCCACGGCCUGCAGAAGGACUUCCGUGUCAUCAACCUGAUGGUGCCCAAGGACCAGGUGAUCGACACAGUCUACCUGUUCCACAUCCCGAGGAAGAGGAUGAUUUCCCUGCGCUUCCUCGCCUGGUACUUCCUGGACCUGAAGAUCCAGGGGGAGACCCACGACAGCAUCGAGGACGCGCGCACGGCGCUGCAGCUCUAUCGCAAGUACCUGGAGCUGAGCCCCCAGGGCGCCGAGCCCGAGGAUUUCCGCAAGGUGCUCAAGGGCCUCUACGAGAAGGGGCGCAAGAUGGACUGGAAGGUGGAAAGGCGCUGGCCCAGCGUUCCGUUCUGCUGUCACGCUCGAAGGCCUGACCCCGCUCAUCUCGCACUCGUGCCGCAGGUGCCGUAUGCCCGGUCGGAGGCACAUCUGACAGAGCUGCUGGAGCGGGUAUGUGAGAAGAUGAAGGAAUACGGGGAAAAAGUGGAUCCGUCCACGCACCGUAAGAGUUACGUCCGGGUGAUCUCUCACGACGGGACCAAGAUGGACCUCUCCGGGGUUAAAAUUGAUGGAGACGUGGCUUCUAGCCUGAAGUUUGCGUGUGAGAGCAUCGCUGAGGAGUACGAGGAUGAACUCAUCGAAUUCCUCUCCCACGAGGCCGACAAUGUCAAGGACCGGCUCUGCAGCAAGCGGACGGGUGAGCCGGGCUGGGCUGGCCCAGGGGGGUGUAGCUGCUCCGUCAGCGCUGAGAGGGGAGGAGCUGCCUGCCCAGAGCAGGGAGGACACAGAGCUGCGCAUCCUCCCCGGAAUCCCGACAUCCCGUAGCCCUGUGGAGCAGCAGCCCCGGCGCCGGGGUGCGUCCCCACGCUGCCGGCCCAGUGCCUGGACCCUGCUGCCUGCUGGAGCUGCUGGCAGCUUUUUU